Molecule: messenger RNA, 945 nt
Organism: Spodoptera exigua (beet armyworm)
Lineage: Eukaryota; Metazoa; Arthropoda; Insecta; Lepidoptera; Noctuidae
Source: the annotation of a GenBank genome assembly
AUGGAAUCAUGGAGUAGCAGAAAAGUAUUAGAAGACACUCUUCUCGUUGUAAUGGGUGACCAUGGAAGCAGGUUCUCGAAACUUCGUGAAACCUAUCAUGGCAAACUAGAGGAACGUUUGCCUCUUCUCUCUAUCUUCCUUCCGGAAAAACUCAAGCGACUCCGACCCGACGCUGUGGCGGCACUAAAUGAGAAUAUAGAAAGACUCACAACACCCUUCGAUUUACACACCACAGUAUUGGACGUCCUAGAUUUGAAAGACUUGAGCAAUAUGUACACAAUCCCUGGUUGUAAUUUACAGAGAGCUCUGAGUUUAUUAACACCGAUUCCUGCAUCACGUUCGUGCGCCGAUGCUGGCAUUGCUCAACAUUGGUGUACCUGCACGAAAUGGCAGUCUGUGGAUGCCUCCUCUCCUAUGUACAACCGCGUGGCAAAUGCUCUUGCCGAGUACAUUAACUCUCUCACUUCAGAAUUACGAUCGAAAUGCGAAAUCAGACAAAUGACAUUUGUAAAAUCCGUUUUGCGACAAAAAGUUGAUGAUCAGGUAUUGAAAUAUGUGAACUAUAAGGAAGAAGAUGCAUUUUUUGGAAACCCUCAAAUUUCUGCUCCAAAAGCACCCAGCGAAUACUAUAUGGCUACGAUGUUAGUGUGCUUAUUGAGGGUCUCUACUAGAAGGCGGCAAAAAGUCUUCAUUGUUUUCGGAACUAUCAUCACGCUCGGAUUGUUACCGCAUUGGAUUGCAAGGGAUGUCCGAAAACCACUUGGGUUAGAAGAAACCCGUAGUAUAGUUGAAAACCGUUCAAUGGAAUACUGUUUACAAGAGAAAGGCAAGGGUUGUGAAAGGCCUAAACUCGAUCCAUUUUCUGCUGAAGUUAUGGCAUUAACUAGGGAUAUGCCGAAAGUAACCUGUGAUGGCUUUGAUUGGGUAGUUUGUAAGGUGCGUUAA